UGCUGUUCCAACAAUCUCUUUUUAACCUCCUUCCACCUGAGCUCCUGUAAAUGCUCAAUCAUCACCUCUGAAGUUUGCGCCCUGCAAUGUUCGAUAAUCCUCCAAGACCUAACUCGGCCUUCGAUACACAAAAUGGUCACGACGAUGAAAUUCCAUCUUUGAACCAAAAGGGCGAGUUUGUCGCGAUCGGCUCAACAUCCUAUGUGGAGCGCUUACCCAAUCGUACCAUCAUCAAGACAGCCUGGCCCGGCGGCGACCGCGCCCAGCAGCGACGCCGCGAAAUCGCUACAGAAGCCGAAAUAUACGAUCGUCUUGGUGAACAUCCUUGUUUAGUCAAAAAGAAGGACUGGGACCCAGACAAAUAUAUCUUGACCCUGGAAGAUAUGCCCAACGGAACACUCAAAGACUAUCUCGAGUCCCACGCGGACGUGCCUCUGGACCAGCGAAAAAAAUGGGUAACUGAAGCUGUUAAGUGCAUCCAGCUUCUGCACAGUUCAGUCAUCAUUCACUGCGACAUUGGGCCGCACAAUUUCCUCCUGGAUGACUGUCUUCGUCUUAAAAUCAUUGACUUCUCUGGAUCCUCCGUUGACGGCUCUUACACUGAGAUCAGCCCUGGCACUCGAUACGCAGCGCCCACACUGGACCGCUCUUUGCAGUGGACGCCAACAGUCAAAACGGACCUCUUCAGUUUAGGUUCAACGAUAUACUACAUUAUGAUGGGCAAAGCUCCGUUUGAGGAAUUCCAGAGUGAAUAUGUCCAGAAGAUGUACCGCAACCAAGAAUUCCCCGACUUGACUGGCAUACCUCAUGCAGAUAUAAUCCGAAGCUGCUGGUCUCAGGAUUCGGAGUCCGUGGAUGGGCUGGUUCCUUACGUCUGAGUAGAGGAUUGGGACCAUGUAACUUGCCAGUUUAAGCAGGAUGGGCAUGAGGGCUGGGACUGUUGGAUCUCUGAGCAGUCGGCAGAAAAGGUGGAUCUGGAAGGCGGUAUGGGCACUUACAAACGGCCCCUUACAUACCACUUCUGAGAGGCCGUGGGCUCUGCCCACAACCUCCUCCUUCCACCUCCAGACGCAGCAAUAAUAGACCAUU
Colletotrichum phormii is the source of this 1089-nucleotide messenger RNA. Its product is annotated as kinase-like domain-containing protein. Gene Ontology annotation, molecular function: protein serine/threonine kinase activity; ATP binding. The record is from RefSeq and is a predicted model, not a curated record. Gene Ontology annotation, biological process: regulation of autophagy; autophagosome assembly; peptidyl-serine phosphorylation. Gene Ontology annotation, cellular component: phagophore assembly site; membrane; autophagosome. NCBI's taxonomy places the organism in Eukaryota, Fungi, Ascomycota, Sordariomycetes, Glomerellales, Glomerellaceae. The transcript has a single exon. Bases 87 to 878 code for a protein of 263 amino acids.